CGAUAAUUUAGUUGUCGAUUUAACUUCCUUUUGUAAACAUGACUCAAGAAAAAAUUAGUGACGGUGUUCAAAAACCCAACAAAUAUUUUGGAAUUCGACAUGUACAAUGCGCCUUUCUUUCCGUUAUAAUAAUAGCCUUGGCUGGAAUGCGUAGCAGUCUCAAUGUCGCCGUUAUAGCUAUGGUCAGCAAGAAUCCUCCAAACCAAAACAUCCCUACUUAUCCGGAAUGGGCAGAUGAGAAGAACGUGAUCUUAUCCUCGUUUUUUUGGGGUUAUAUCGUGUUCCAAUUCGUGGGUGGAAUGGUUGCCAAAAAAUACGGAACCAAAUAUUUGCUUGGCAUCGGUAUGUUUGUAAACUCCGUAUUUUGUUUAAUUUUGCCAUACUUUGGAUCGCAGUUCGGCUACCAAGGCGUAAUAGCCUGUAGGGUGAUACAGGGUCUGACUCAAGGUCCUCUUCUACCUUGCUGUCACAAUUUGCUGAGCAUGUGGUUACCGCUUCAAGAGAAGGGGAAAAUGGGAAAUUUUGUUUACGCAUGUUUUCCUCUAGGUACCGUUAUAUCUUUGCCUUUAGCAGGGGUUAUAUCUUCGUCUGCGGCAGGAUGGCCCACGGUUUUCUAUCUAUAUGGAGGAAUUAGCUUAGUAUGGUCGAUUCUUUGGUUGAUAUUCGGUUCAAGCAGCCCUUCAACGGACAGGUUUAUAUCCGAAGAUGAGAAGAUGUACAUACAAGCUGGAACAGCUACAGACGAAGAAAAGGAAUAUCCAACGCCUUGGAAAGCCAUUUUUGCAUCUGGACCAUACUACGCCAUUAUAAUAUCCCACUGUGGGACCGGCAUGGGUGAUUAUACCAUGUUGUCAGAAACUCCAAGUUACAUGGAGAAAAUUAUGGAUUUCGACCUUGCAUCAAACAGUUCUUUCUCUGCCCUUCCUUCUUUAGGCCAAUAUAUAGUGGGUAACCUUUCGGGUCAAAUAACCGGCAGACUGAUAGAAAAGGGCGUUCUAAGUGUGGGUGCUGGAAGAAAGCUGAGCAAUUCUUUAGCAACCAUUGUACCAGCUCUCUUUCUGUUCGCGCUGGUUUUCAUAGGGGCUGACCAACCAGAACUCACUCUAAUUUCUCUGAUUAUUGGAGUUGGGAUGAUGGGGGCAGCUUACUCUGGAUACUUAAUAAAUCACAUGGACAUAUCCCCUGCACACUCUGGGGUUCUCAUGGGCUUUGGGAAUAGCCUCGGAAAUGUUUUUGGAUUCGUAGCCCCACUGUCUGUGGAUUUAAUUUCAAGUUUUAGCGGAUAUAAAGAGACGCAAAAAGAACUAUGGAACAUAGUAUUUUCUGUAUCAGGGAUCGUGUUGGUAGCGACAGGAAUAUCGUAUAUUAUCCUGGGAUCGGGAGAAGAACAGCCUUGGAGCAAGGUUGAAGAUAGGAAGAUAUCAGAGGUCCGAAAAGCUGAUCCACUCAGGAAAAUAAGUGCUAUGGCUUCCUUGUAAUCUAAAGGUACAAUCUUUUUUUUUGUAGACCAACUCCAAAUAGCAUUUUUAGUUUUAAAAUUUUAUUUAUAAUUCGUAUACGUUUGUAACUGUGAUAUUUCUUAUUGUGAUACAUGUAUGUUUAUUUUAUAAAAUAUAUCCGGUAUACAGGGC
Anoplophora glabripennis (Asian longhorned beetle) is the source of this 1631-nucleotide messenger RNA. RefSeq names its product putative inorganic phosphate cotransporter. Gene Ontology annotation, molecular function: transmembrane transporter activity. Gene Ontology annotation, cellular component: plasma membrane. Bases 39 to 1478 code for a protein of 479 amino acids. The record is from RefSeq and is a predicted model, not a curated record. Lineage: Eukaryota; Metazoa; Arthropoda; Insecta; Coleoptera; Cerambycidae. Gene Ontology annotation, biological process: transmembrane transport; monoatomic anion transport. The transcript is spliced from 8 exons.